CUAACUGCCGAGUGCUGUGAAUCAGCUCCUUCACAAAGCGACAUAAUUGGGGGUUAAAACCCUGAAAACAGACACGCUCACAAGCUGGAGGGCACAAGACGAGUCGGGGAAACCCGGGGGGAAUCGACUGAAACUACAAGCGAGAUUCACACUGCCCAGGAACCCAUACAAAGCACAUGGGGCCUACCUGCGACCGAGCUAGGGAGAGACAGCCGCUCUCCUCGAUAGUAAAGUCCCACACUAACCCCUUAGAGCACUCGCCUCCUCCCCCGCCCCUGGACCGGCAGGGGUCAUCCCGGUCCUCACUCGACACAUAAAGCAACCAGCUGAGCCAACAGUACAAGCAUGACCCUAAAACACAAAGUUGCAGCCCCUCACAGGGCACUUACCUGCAUCUGGGUCAGUCCUGUGUGCACCCCACCAAAAUCCACGGCCUGGCAGUGGCUGUCAAGAUGGCGCUGGAACACGGUGCUGAAAAGCAUGUGAGACCUACUCUAACCUCAUGGGCAGUAUUUGAUAAAAUAUGUGAAGCCUUCUGGGAGCGGCUGAAGCUCCGAGCGAACCAUGCCCGCAAGCUCACAGCCACUGAUCCCAUGCGGAGCAGUACCUCCACGAAGUUGCCGAGGGGUCCCAAGAGGCUGCACCAGUCGGGCGGCGGAAAAGACCAACAGUACCCUCAAAAGGCCGCACAAACACCCGGCAGACCGGGAGUCAUGUCGGUGAGAGAUGUUGGAGCCGACUCCAGUCUCACACUGACUCCCUGGCGGUAAAGCAACAUCGGCGGGACUGGUCUGGAGCACUACAGAUGCCCAACAGGCAGCCUACUCGCAGUACUGGAAAGCAGUACCCACUCGCAGCACCUGGACACCAAGCCUCCAGAAGGGGCAUCGGAUGACUUAACUGGCACACCCAGAGACUCUCCUCCAUGCAGUCUCCCCUGGGACUUACACCCCACGCAGAGAGUCACUGGAGCAUACCUCCCGGUGCCGACAGCGCCACUACAUCUUGUGAGAUCAUCAUGGGAGACACCAGGUCGGACCGGGGUAUUGACUACCGAUUACGACAUAACAGCGGUAUCGGGUGAAGUUGUCUUUAAUCCAGCCACCCUGCUGAUCAAAGAGCAGGACUAAAUGUGUGUUUGCAAUAUUACUACCUGCUAAAUAGCCAGCAGUACAACACUAUAGUCCAUCUGUUUUACCAGCCUUACCAGUUUUGAUCAACUCGUUACUACACACAUAGUAUUGCUUAUUAAUAAGCUGAGCAGGUCUAGCUCUAAUUCAGCCCACACUAAUAUGCACGUGUCAAGCCCUCACAUAUGUUAUUACUCAUAUGCAAGCCACUGCCAUGCAAUUAGAUCUUCCAGGGCUGACAGCCCGCCGACAAUGGGCAGGAGCUACGCAAACCCACACAGAGUCUGUAAUGCAACGCUUAGCUAAAAUGUGUUAUAUGAUUGUUUUGCCUGUUUUAAUAUAUGAAGCACUGACAGUUGGAUUAGCCAGUCUCAAACCAGUUAAC
Molecule: messenger RNA, 1515 nt
Organism: Pelobates cultripes (western spadefoot toad)
Lineage: Eukaryota; Metazoa; Chordata; Amphibia; Anura; Pelobatidae
Source: the annotation of a GenBank genome assembly